Molecule: messenger RNA, 7137 nt
Organism: Sus scrofa (pig)
Lineage: Eukaryota; Metazoa; Chordata; Mammalia; Artiodactyla; Suidae
Source: RefSeq, a predicted model, not a curated record
CUACAGAGUAGGGGCCUAGGUCUCCUCCCACAUCUGGGCCCAGAAAAAGGGCUGGAAGCAGAGCUUCGCUUCCAGCUUCCCCAGAUUCCUUUCCAGCAGCGACUGGCCUUCUCCAGAGCCUCGGUGCUCGCCCUCCCUCCCGCCUUAGUAACCGUGAGGCUGUGGAUACCGCCGCCGGUGGGGGCCAAGGAGGCUGCGUGCAGCCUGGGCGCCCAGGGGCGGCGGCGGCCCAGCCCCAGCGCUCUGCGCGCUGGCGACCUCAGUGCACCGGCCACCGCAGUGCGGAGCCGCUCCGCAAGCGCGACUGUCGCGGCGCCAGCGUGAUCGGGCCCCACGCACCCACCCUGCGCACCUGCCGCGGGUCCAAAAAGGAUCCUGCAAAAAUGAGCCAUUCUCACCCCGCUGGAUUACUUGCAGCAUAUAAUAGCCUUACCGAUAAACACCUGGCUGGAUAUUUUAACAACACAAGGAUAAGGCGGCAUCUCUUAAGAUCAGGGCUGAUCACAAGAAAUGGAAGAAUACUUUCUGAAAAGGAAUACAAACUAAAUAUCAUGAAGAGGGAUCACCAGAAAUACAUCCGGGAAUGCUUAGCCCAGGCUAUUUUCCAUAAGGUUCUUGAUAUGGAGCGUUACCAUCAGCUUGAAAUUAAAAAGAAACUGGAGACCUUGGCUAGGAAGGAGCGAAUUCAGAGAUUUAAGGGAGAAAACACAAGAUGGACUAUAGAAAAUAACAUGCCAAUCCUGUCUCCCCACCCCCCUCUUGGUCCCAAGACGAACCGCAGCCAUGGUGUUCUGGUUGAUGAAGGGCAUUCCUGUCCAAUAACACAGACAGCCCCUCGACCAUACACUGCUCCAGGAAAUAUGCAGCCUCCAAUUCGAUUACAACCUCUUCCCAGGACUCCUGCAGUAGGAACUGUUCCAAAGGUAACAUCGGGGUCUAGAUCAAAAACCACACUGCUGGAAAAUGAAGCUCCAUUUCCCAUUGGGGGCAAGAAGGCAGUGAUGAAGUUCAGGAACUCCAUGGACAAUCCCCAGGCAAUGAAUCGAUAUCAAUUUCCGACCAUUAACCACUACAUGGUGCCUAUUCCUCCUUCACCUCCUCCCCCCAGUGGAAAAAUCACAAGGGAAAAUAGACCUGAAACAUGGAGAAAGAGAAGAUUUCGUCCAACCACUGCUCCAAAUGGCUUGGAACCUCUCUUUACUAGGGACUCAAGAAGGAUUCAUAAAACACCACUGCAAAGUAAUGCAGCUAUUACAAUGAUCUAUCUGGGGAAAAAUGUGCACCUAGCUCAUGAUCACUCAGAUUUCCGGGAUGAAAUAAAAGUUUAUCAACAGCACUGUGGUGGGGAAAACCUGUGUGUCUACAAAGGCAAACUACUUGAAAAAGAGACCUUUCAAUUUAUUUCCAAAAGGCACCAUGGUUUUCCCUUCAGUCUCACCUUCUUCCUGAAUGGGAUACAGGUGAAUAGGUUAAGCUCCUGCUGUGAAUAUAAGCAUCGAAAAGGUUCCAGACUUGGAGGCAAAAGAGGCUACUUUGGGUUUGUGUGUGUCGAGAGAUCAUCUCCUUGCUACAAGUGCAUUAUUGCAAUGGGCCUUGACAAAAAAACAACUUCACCAAAACCUAGGAAAGAAAGGAGUAGUGAGAAAAGAGAGGAACUGAAGAAGGGUGAGGGGAAGCUGAGGAGGAGCAAAGAGUACCUGACACCAAGAAGGAGAGACAAGGAGGGCAGCAAAGCCUCUGCUUCAGUCAUUUUUUCAGCUCAGGACCUCAACGCAGAGGUGGAUGAAGUGAGAACUGCUGUUGAAGAAAUGGAACGAAAAGGAAAGCCAGGACAAGAUGUUUGGGAAGUUGACCAAGAAAACAUAUUUAAAUACGAAUAUGAAGAAGAUUUUGAAGUCGACGAGGAGAAACAAGAUGAGAAAGCUAAUGAAGAAGGACAGGCUGAUGAUCAGAUGAAUGGGAUGUCAAAGUCACCCUCAGAUGAUGAAAAAGAUCAUUUAGACCCUGAAAAGGAGAGUGAAACCUUGUUGCGGAAGGCACCAGAUGCUGAUGACAAUGUGAAGGAUGAAGGGGCUGGAUGCUCUGAGAGUGAACUGGAAGAAGAUAAGCAAGAUAUAAAAACUGCUUCAUCAACCUCAUCCAGAAGUCACCAAUAUUCUAGUUGCAGUGAAGAUGAAUCUGCACUGGGAGACAGGGAAGCUCAUGCCGAAAACAGUCCAAAUGAAAGUGUCAGAAGUUCAUCUUCUCAGGAGUUGAGUGAAAAUGAUGAGCCAGGCAAAUCCCACCUUCCAAUUGAGGAUUCUCUGGAAAUUGAAAUUGAAGACCAAGAAAUAAUAAAAACAGAUGCAGAGACCAAGCCUCUGCCAAUAGAGGAAAACUUGGAGAACAUUCUUGAAGAAGACGCGGAGAAAGGAACCAGAGUGAUUGCAGAAGAGCUAUCUGAGAAAUCCAGGGAACAUGUUUCCAAGGAAGAAAAGGAAAAGGAUAAGAGUAAGCUUUGGGAAGGAAGCACUGCUAAAGUGCAGGACAAAAAGGCAGGUCCCCGUAGGGUGGAUAAAGGUGUUGGACAGGUAACAGCUGAAGCUGUGGAUCCUGGCCGCCACUGCCACGGCCACUAUGACUCUGAGUCUAGUGUUAGCAGCGCAGAUGAAGGAGAGAAACACUCAGGGAGGUUGGAGACUGACACAGGUGCAGCACUGAAUAGGAACUUAGUGGUGGAGGAAAGGGCAGUACUCAGCUCAAACAAGGAAUCCAAGCAAGCUGCAUCAGCAGAGUAUGCCCUGGAGAAGAAAGAAGCAGUGCAGGGAGAUGAAGUUCCCCAAUACAGGGAUGCUGACACAGAAGAAAAAAGGGCUGAAGCACUUUGGGGAAAAGCAGGGGUUAAAGAGUUUCCCUUGGGGCAGUGGAAGCCCACAGCUGAGCAGCCAGCACCAGGAGGAUCAUUUACAGAGGAAAGGGAGAUCCCUCAGGUGAUAGCAAGUGGGGCAGAGGCAGAAGCCGAAGAGGGUAGAAGACAAGAUAAAGAGGACUUAAACCCUAGAGGACCGGAGGCAGCAAGAGCCUCAGGAGGUCUUCAUGAAAGUGAGGCCUUGAUGCAAACAGUGAUGACGGAGAUGGAGAAGGCAGCUUCUGGAGAGGAGCAGGGUUCAAGUGCUCAGGAGGCAGCAUCCCUGAGGGAGGCGAGGAGGCUAGAGGAAGAAGAGUCUGAGAGAGCAGCUAUGAGUGAGGCUGGGUCUGCAAAGCCAGGUAUGGAGGAUAGUGAAGAGGAAGCAUCCACAGACCUAGAGGACAUGGCACUCAUGGAAGAUGCUCCAUCCAAGAGGGAAGAGGGUUUAGAACAGGCCAUACUGGGGGGAAAGGAACGAGCCAAAGAGAGGAAGGUGGUCAUGGGAUCUGAAACCUCUUUGAAUUCCUUGACUUCUGAGAAGGCCGAGGCAACUCGGGUGGGGGUUUUGGAGGACAGCCUGGAAGAAUUGGGUAAGGAAGACGUGGAAAGAGAGAGGCAGAUGGAUGCAGAGUCUAAUGAGGAAGAUGAGAGCAAAGAAAUAUUACCUGAGGAAUUAGGUAAUAGAGAGAGGAGGAAAGCUGAGAGGCCAAAAACACUUCCUGGGGAAACUGAAACGGAGAGAGAAGAGGUGAGAAGGGCAAAGGCACCUCAGGAUGAAGACACUUUAGAAGAAGAGCAAAAGUUUAAAGAGGAAGAGGGGGAACCCCUAAAGGAAAUAAGACCCAAGGAAGAGACUCAAGACCCCCAAAAUGAAAUGGACCGUGAUUCAGAGGACGAAGCAGCUGGGAGGGCAUCUGAACUGACUGUAGACAUGGGGCUGCAAGGAGAAGAUUCACUGAGAGAGAGAGAAGUGAUCUUGUUUGAAGCAGCUCCGGGAUUUGCAAAGACCCUGGAAAACGGAACCGUUCUGAAGAAACAGGGAGGAGGGGAGGGACUGACGGCAGCAGGGGACACAAGGCACAGGGGCAGAGCAGAGCAGGAUGAAGGGCCAGGCCCUGCAGGAGAGGGAGUUAUAGGAGCUCCCAAAAGUCAGCCAGCUGGGAAGGCGCUGACACCUGAAGGCCCGCUCCUGACUGCAGGCGAGGACCGGGAGUGUGCAGACAAAGGUCAAGAUGGCCUUGCAGGCUGGGAGGAGAGGGAUAAAGAAGGGCCUGUGCAGGGGCCAGAGGCAGUGGCUGCCCAGCGAGUUCACUCUGGGGGCAGAGUGAUGACGAAUGGGGACACCGAAGGGGACAGGAGCGUGCAAGGCAUGGUUGUGGCUGAGGAAGCUCUCCAUUCAGGAGUGGCUGCGGAGAUGGAGAGGGAGGCAUUGUCAGAUUCGAAGACAGCUGAGGGGCAAACAGAAGCAAAUAGAGCCUCCCCCUUGUCAGAUGUUGCCGGGGAGGAAACUUGGCACAAAGUGGACGAAAUGCUUGGGAAAACGGCAGCUGCAAAGAAGAUGGCUGGCGAGGAGAUAACGCAGGGCCGGGAGGAGGCGACAGUGACCUGGGCGCCGGAAGCUGAGGCCGAGGCUCUGGGUGGGGCUUCAGACCUGGAAGGGAAGGCCGCACAGCUCGGGCCGGCUACGGAGGGAGGAGAUGCUGAAACCCCGCGGGAGGCAGAGUCGGUGGGAGGGAAAGGGAGCUGGGAUGCUGGGCAGGAGUCGGGUGCCACUGACGAAUUCAGACUCCGAUGUUCCCAAGAGAGAGGGUCAGAGCAGGGGAGACAGAGUCCACAGGACACGGGGACACUCCCCGGAAACCCUGACGACACGGGAGGCCAAGCAAAGCAAGAGCAUACGGCGCUAAGAGAAAGUGAGAACGUAGAUGUUUUCUGAACAACGGGAAGGCCUGAGAGACUUCAUGGCUGUCGGAUAUCUUCAGCAUGUCUUCUGGAAGACUUAAAGAGAGGAAGAGAAGGAGUACCCCUAGCAUCUCCCCAGGACUUUAGCUUUUACCUUUUUCCUUUUUAAUCCCUGUGCUUGUCAGAGCUAGUUCCCGGUCUGACAGUGCUGGUCGGUAGCACCAUGAGCACCUUGAGAAGAGCUGUGCAGACCCUCCAUAGGGUGCUGGGUCCCAAGGGAGGAUUGUGAGGCUGUUGCUGUUCAACACUGUUAACAUGAUGUCUAUAUUCAAGUCAGUAGAUAGUUUCCAAAGGUUUGACUUUUACCAAAGAUUAUCUGAAAGGCUCAGUCCCCAUGGAUUUGUUGAAAUCCUUUUUAUUUCUAAUCCAACGUUAGUCCCAGUUUCACACAUGGAAGUUUUUUAAUUAAAAUCUGUGGCUUUGUCUAUGAAAAUAAGCCCUAAACAUCCUUCCAGGUAUACUCAAUACUCAAAUGGCUCCAGACCUGUAAGUCCUUCCAGAAAAGGAUUCCAUGGCAUGCUUAUUCACCUGCAUUUAGAAAUAGUCAUUCUGUGUAUGCCAGAUGAGUAAUUGUGUAAUUUGAAGUGUAAAUCUUGUUUCAAAAUGCCCCUUGUUUUUGCAUGUUUCUGUAGUCUUGCUUUUCUGAUGCUGACAGGUAAAUGCUUGUGGCAUUUCAUCCCCAGGGGCCUUAUUUAUAGGGCCACUCGAAUUUAAAUCAUAGUAGUAAAUAAUUUAGCUGAGUAAAAUGAGUAACAAUCAUUAUAGCAGGUAAACAUAGCACAUCAGCCCAUAUGUCAACAUUCUAGACUCUAGACUCUGGUUGAUGUCAUUCAAUGGAAAACAACCUUGGAUUAAAUUAGUGUGCUGCCUACCUUCCCAAGUUCUGUUAUUUCAAACCCUGUGAACUAAUCUUGCAGUGCAUUGCAAAUCAACAGUCACAGUUGCCUUCUAAAUUACACCCGCCCCCCAUAUCACUAAGAAUUGUAUAUCAGUGUGCCUCCUGGGAAUUUGGUUUCCUUGUGACAUUUUUGUUCAUAUACCAGUGUCCCAAAGAGCACAUAUGUUUGGCCAUCUUUUCAUUAUGUAAGGAGAUGAUUCUCCAGCCACCUUACACAUUAUACUUUCAUGGGGCACUUUCAUGAAUGAUUCAACCCCUGGCCCCACCCCAGAGAUUCAGAUCUAAUUAGUGUUUGAUGGGUGUAAGGCAUCUGUUUUCUGUCUUGUUUUGUUUUUUUUAAUUCUUCAGUUGAUUUCUACCAUGUAGCCAACACUGAGACUUGCUGCCCUAGUCAUUUUACAAUCAUGCUCUCUGCCCUAUGGCCCAGGGACCAGGCACAUUAUCUUCAUAGUUGAGUUUCAUUUUAAUAAAUAAAGGAGUCAUUCAAUGAUCAAAGAUAUAAUGGACCAUAAGUUCUGAAAAUGUAGUCCCUUGAUCAGGAUAUUGCAUCGCCUAGAACUCUUCCAAAUACAAAUUCCUGCCUUCAUCUCAGUCUGUUAAAUUGGAAACUGUGGGCGUGGCAUAGCAAUUGGUGUUUUAACAAGCCCUCUGGGUAAUUCUGAUGUACACUAUACUCUGAAAACUGCUGUCACGGACUAUUGAUUGUGUUGAGGAUUAGUCUCAGUUGGAAAAUGUAUUGCAGAAGUGUUGUGAACUUUGUCUCUCUUUCUUUUACUGUUUGUCUCUCUCUCCUCUUCUUUCUUUUUUCCCUAGGAAAUGGUACUCACUACAAAAGUGACAACCUCAGCUUUAAACUCAUUCUUCUUAUGACUGUAAAAUGAUGUAUAUGUGAAGUCCUUCAGCCCACCCCCUACCAAGGACAAGCAUCACUCAUGGCACAUCACAGAUCGCCUUUGUCUUACAUUUUAUGAGUGGAUUUCAUCUCCAUUAUAUCCAAUUUCAUUUAUUACUGAAUGCAUUGCCGUGGCGUUCUACAGUAUUUUUUCACUGAUCUCAACCUUAUUGCUACAGAGUGCUUUGAAUACAUAGCACCUUAUGGGAAAGAUUGUAAACUUGUUAAUUCCAUUGAAGAAUGAGUUUUGUACAAUGUGCUAAAUGGAAAUUGCGUUGGAUUAUUUUUAUAUUUAACACAUUCCGUCAAAACAUAAUGUAAAAUUAUUCUACAAUCUGCAUGUGGGUUUAAUUGUGAAAUUCAGUCUUGUGAUAUUUUGAUGAAGUAAAUUCUUUCUCUGCAAAUACUAUGUUGGUCAAAUUAUUUGUAUGUUCAACUGAACUGAGUUUUCCUAGUUUCAUUAUUAAAAGCGUGAAUAAACCAUACGUUUACAGAUGA